This is a messenger RNA of Entrophospora sp. SA101, 1335 nucleotides long. The record is from the annotation of a GenBank genome assembly. Lineage: Eukaryota; Fungi; Glomeromycota; Glomeromycetes; Entrophosporales; Entrophosporaceae.
AUGAGUAUAGAAGCAACUUUUUGUGGUUACAUAGAAAAAACUCAAGAUACUUUGUUAAUAUUUGAAGCGUGCAGACGUGGUGUAUUGCCAAGAAUAUGUAGACGUCUUCAAGAGAAAGAACGUAAGAUCGUAAAGUCUGGAAGCGUAUUUGUAUUUGAUGAACGCGAGUCUGGAAUAAAAAGCACUAGCAGUAGUGGUAGUGAUAUGGAUUCACAAUCUGAAAGAAAUAAAGAACGUGCUUUGGUUGGUAGUUUAACUAAUUCUUAUAAAUUUAAAAAAGGUGGUUUAAUUAAAAAAACAAUGUCAAUCAUGGUUAAUGGAAUUAGCCAACAUAUGAUCAGUUAUUAUACAAAAGAAGAUGUUUUGGCUGGCCUAUUGAAAACUCCUUCUUCAAUACCUGACUUGGCAAUUUUAGAAAUUGCUCCUGAAUUUUUACAAAAACAAAAUUUUAGAGUGCCUCCUAUGAUAGAAUCCACCUAUGAUCAAGAUAUGGACGGAAUGUCUACUUUUGGAAAACAAAAUGCUAAUUCUUCACAUCAUGGCAUGGUUACAAAACAUGGAAUUGGAGGUACAGUAAGUCCAACAAGACUUUCUAAAAUGGAUUACACAUCAACAUCAUCAUCACGACGUAUUAAACUUGAAUCGGAAAAUUCAAAUUCUUCAGGUGUUGUUGACGGUUAUAGACCUCAAUCAUUUUCCACAAGUUCAUCUGGCUUUCCCCAUUACACUCACUACGCACCCAACAAUUUAUUAACGAAUCAUUCUAAUCCUCAUGAUGUAUCACCUAUGAUGAGAGGAGAUUAUCAACAAUUUCCCUCAACAUCCUCUACAUAUUCUUCACCAACCUCAACCUCAUCACCAACUUCGAUAAAUCAAUUAUCACUGAUAACAACAACAACACAUCAUUCCAAUGCUAACAAUUCUCAUAAUGAAUCAUCAUCAUCGCCAUCAAAUAAUAACAACAUUAAUAAUAAUGAAAUUAUUUAUGGUAGUACCACUCCAACAGCUACCACAACCUCACCAACUACACUAACUCCAAAUAAUUCUAAUAAUACUAAUGGCAAUGGUAAUGAUUCAAAUUCAAUUCAUCAAAUUAAUACACUUAGUCAAGUUCCUUUGUAUCCAUAUCAUGAUUUACAUUCUUCUCCAAGUAGUAGUACCUCUACUGCAAUUGUUAGUCCAACUAGUGGUAGUAGUGUGAGUCCUUAUACUUCAAGCUAUCCAUCAUACUAUGCACCUUUGAUCAAAACUGACGUCUAUCCAGCCGUGUCUAUGUCUCCUAAUAAUGAAUUAUAUGAUAAUUUUAUGUUCAAGCAAGUAGAUAAUUGGAAUUAA